This is a messenger RNA of Argentina anserina (silverweed cinquefoil), 3235 nucleotides long. Its product is annotated as cysteine-rich receptor-like protein kinase 2. The coding region runs from base 1148 to 3088 and encodes 646 amino acids. The record is from RefSeq and is a predicted model, not a curated record. NCBI's taxonomy places the organism in Eukaryota, Viridiplantae, Streptophyta, Magnoliopsida, Rosales, Rosaceae. Gene Ontology annotation, biological process: protein phosphorylation. Gene Ontology annotation, molecular function: protein serine/threonine kinase activity; ATP binding. The transcript is spliced from 8 exons.
CUCUUCCAAUUUUCAAUAUCUGCUGCUUGUUUCGCUCUCGGUUUCUAUAGCGAUUAGUUGCUGGUUUCUUUUCACAACAUCUACAGCGGAUAAAUGCAGAAGAUAGCUUAAACUGCUUCACCUCGUGAUCAUAUCAGCUCGAUCAUAGUCCCACCAAAUCCAAUGCAAAAACAAAACUCCGAAGUCUGUAUUACAAGUCUGGCUAGCUACCCGACGUGGUUCAUCCUCUAAGAGAGAGUAGAUGCGGAUCGAAGAUCUUCGCGAGACGGCCCAAGCGAAGAUCGGCACUCGAAGGCUUGAGGAGGUCUUCAACCUAUAUGUGGUUACAGAACUAGAUUAGUCAUGUAGAAGCUGCCUCUUUCGAUUUCUUUUCCUUAAUUUGAUACCCUGCAUCCUAACUUAGCUAGAUACUUGACAAGUUGGUGAUAAUGGUGAGCAGGACCUCAUGGUUUCGGUAUUGAAUGCUGGGGUCUCAUAUUGUUGGAUCUUUAUGGGGGGCUUGAAUCAUUUUUAGAUCAAUAGACUAAAUUAACCGCACAGUGUGGAGUCUUCGUUUUCACAUUCAUAGUCGACGUCCUCUAGAACUCUAGAUGCAGACCACUCGUACAUGUAGAUGUCCCCUUACUUCCAAUCCCAUACAACUCUUCGCAUUUGUUUGCUGUACUAACAAUAUUAUGCAAUAUGAACCCACAUCAAAGCUCUGGUCUUUAACCAUUUCUAUGCAUGCAUAACCACAAAACCAGUUAGUCAACCCUUUGUGACUUUGGAAUUUAUACAUUCCACCAACCACAUGAUCCAACUUCAAAGCCGGUGCCUACAUAUGAAUGCUAACAAUUUACCCUUUUUCCAAUAUUUGAGCAAAGCUAUAUGCUUCAAGAUCAAAACUUGAUUGGAGCAAAGAAUGUCCAAGUGAAUCCAAGAAUGAUGCUUUAACUUUAUAUUUGUAUACUGAAAGUCUGAAACUGUGCAAUUGCUGGUUUGGUUCUUCAUAUUCUCUCUGCCUACCCAAUAAUGUCCUCCUACACCUGUCCCCAUAAACAAUUUAGUUCAAGCAUCACUAAAAAUGUCUUAUUCCUCGUCAAACAGCCUCAUCAUAUAAAUUGGAGAUAGCUGACAAGUUAACCGAAGUCUCCAUUCAUCACCAGAAAUGAUGAACUCCAUCAAGUUAUUCAUUGCUCUCAUCAACACCCUGCUACUGCUGGAAAUUUCUCUGGCAGAUCCAAGAACACAAACAGUCCAAAUAACCUGUGGCAACCAACUUGAGCAUAACUCCAGCGUCUUUGUUCCAAAUUUCGUUGCUACAAUGGCAAAAAUCAGUGAGCAAAUGACAGCUUCUGGGUUUGGGGUGGCAGUCACUGGUUCAGGUCCUGACAUUAACUACGGCCUGGCUCAAUGCUAUGGAGAUCUUUCUCUACAAGACUGCACGCUGUGUUACGCUGAGGCUCGCACAGUGCUACCCAAAUGCUACCCUUAUAAUGGUGGUAGGAUAUUCUUUGAUGGUUGCUUCAUGAGGUCCGAGAAUUACAGCUUUUAUGAGGAGUUUAAAGGGCCAAAUGACACGGCUUUGUGUGGGAACACGACUAGAAAGAGUUCGUUGUUUCAAGCUUCGGCUAGGCAGGCUGUGAUGAAUAUUGUUCAAUCUGCGCCGAGCAACCGAGGGUAUGCAAGGGCUCAGGUUGGUGUCAGUGGGAAUUCGAAUGAAACAGUUUAUGUUCUGAGUGAUUGUUGGAAGAGUUUGAAUGAGAGUUCUUGCAAACAAUGUUUGGAAAAUGCUUCUGACUCAAUAUUGGGUUGCUUGCCUUGGUCUGAGGGGAGGGCAUUAAACACUGGCUGCUUCAUGAGGUAUUCAGAUACAGAUUUUCUCAACGAGGAAUUGGGAAGUGGAAGUUCUAGAGGUACCAUAGUUGUGAUAGUGGUCUCAGUUGUCAGUUCCCUGGUGGUUUUAGCAGUUGGAGGAGUUAUUGGAUUCUAUAUCUGGAAACACAGAUACAUACAAAAGAGAAGAAGAGGUUCCAAUGAUGCUGAAAAGAUGGCGAAAACCCUAAAUGACAGUAGCUUAAACUUCAAGUACUCUACAAUUGACAAGGCCACAGAAUCUUUUGCAAAUGAUAACAAGCUCGGACAAGGAGGAUUUGGAACAGUUUAUAAGGGAGCUUUGCCUGAUGGGAGAGAGAUUGCAGUGAAGAGGCUUUUCUUUAACAAUAGGCAUAGAGCAGCAGAUUUCUAUAAUGAAAUCAACAUUAUAAGCAGCGUGGAACACAAAAAUUUGGUUAGAUUGUUGGGUUGCAGUUGCUCAGGACCUGAAAGCCUCCUUGUCUAUGAAUACCUAGCCAACAAGAGUCUUGACCGCUUCAUUUUCGAUGAUACAAAAGGUAAAACACUGAACUGGGAGAAGAGAUAUAAGAUCAUUACUGGAACAGCAGAAGGUUUAGUCCAUCUUCAUGACAACUCUAAAACACGGAUUAUCCACAGAGACAUAAAAGCCAGCAACAUCCUUUUGGAUUCACGCCUUCGUGCUAAGAUUGCAGAUUUUGGGUUAGCUAGGUCUUUUGAGGAAGAUAAGAGUCACAUUAGCACAGCUAUUGCAGGAACAUUGGGGUAUAUGGCUCCAGAGUACCUAGCUCAUGGCCAGUUGACAGAAAAGGCAGAUGUCUACAGUUUUGGGGUACUGAUAAUGGAAAUCAUAACUGGGAGGCAGAAUAACAGAAGCAAAUCAGCAGAAUACUCAGACGGCCUAGUUACAAUUACAUGGAGGCAUUUUCAAGCAGGGGCUGCGGAAAAAAUAUACGACCCAAAUUUGAUGUUGCAGAAUGACAACAAUGACAAUGUUAAGAAUGAAAUAUUGAGAGUAGUACAAAUAGGACUGCUAUGCACCCAAGAGAUCCCUACAUUACGACCAUCAAUGUCAAAGGCACUGGAGAUGCUAACAAAGAAAGAGAAUAACCUUCCUGCACCCAGCAAUCCACCUUUCAUAGAUGAAAAGACCAUGGAACUAAAUGACACAUACGACAACCCAUGUUACCCCUUAAAUGCAGAUCGUUCUGGUUCUGUUGCUACUGUUUCACACAGUUCUUUCUACCCCAGGUGAUGACAACAACAGUUGAAGUGUUUACACACAAACAUCAUUACAGCAGUGCUUACACCUUGCAAGCACUUCGCUCGGCUUCUAGCAGGCAUUUUAUAGAGAUCAAUAUUUGUAAUGAAGCCAUAUUUUUGAUGCACUGCAAAUGGCAUU